This is a messenger RNA of Aspergillus glaucus CBS 516.65, 369 nucleotides long. Its product is annotated as tubulin-binding prefolding complex subunit YKE2. The record is from RefSeq and is a predicted model, not a curated record. The annotation marks the transcript as partial. Gene Ontology annotation, cellular component: cytoplasm; prefoldin complex. Gene Ontology annotation, molecular function: protein-folding chaperone binding. The transcript is spliced from 4 exons. Gene Ontology annotation, biological process: chaperone-mediated protein complex assembly; protein folding. Lineage: Eukaryota; Fungi; Ascomycota; Eurotiomycetes; Eurotiales; Aspergillaceae.
AUGGCCGAAGUACAAAAACAGCUCCAGGGCCUCUCGGAGGAAUUCCAGAAGCUGCAAACCGAACUCGAAGGAUAUGUCGACGCCCGUCAGAAACUCGAGUCGCAGGAGCAGGAAAACCAGGGUGUUCAGGAUGAAUUCGCCUCGCUGAACGAAGAAUCCAACAUCUACAAGCUCGUCGGGCCGGUUUUGUUGAAGCAGGAUAAAACCGAGGCUGUCAUGGCCGUCAAUGGCCGUCUGGAGUUUAUCGAGAAGGAAAUCAAACGGAUCGAAAGACAAAUCCAGGAAACCGAAGAGAAGGCCGAUAAGAAACGGACAGAGAUCAUCCAAUUCCAAACCAACAUCCAGCAACAAGCCGCUGCCGCUUCCGCU